This is a messenger RNA of Poecilia reticulata (guppy), 2671 nucleotides long. RefSeq names its product RP2 activator of ARL3 GTPase (gene rp2). Gene Ontology annotation, biological process: post-Golgi vesicle-mediated transport. The record is from RefSeq and is a predicted model, not a curated record. Gene Ontology annotation, molecular function: GTPase activator activity. Gene Ontology annotation, cellular component: periciliary membrane compartment; cilium. Lineage: Eukaryota; Metazoa; Chordata; Actinopteri; Cyprinodontiformes; Poeciliidae.
CGAAGCUGCGAAACAGGAAGCUAAAAAAAAGGGGGGGAGGAAAAAAAAAACCCUGUCAACUGAAGCUCACGUAGGUACGGUCGCGCCUCACAUUUUAUCGUGGGUUUGUCUUCCAGGCUGACGGAGUCGUGAUAUCUGGUCGCUGCUGAAAAGGCAACAUGGGAUGCUUCUUCUCGAAGAAAUCCAAAAGAAAGUCGGUGGAGAAGGAGAACCUCACACCGACAACGACGAGUCCUGAUUCUGCAGGUAAUUCGGUUCCCCUUGGCAACAACACCGACGAGGCUCCGAAGCAGUACAGCUGGGACAAGAGGGAAAAGGUUGACCCCAAGGAUUACACUCUGACUGGACUCAAAGACGUCACCGUGGGCCGGCUGCCUGGGACGCUGAAUGGCAAGCCGUUUGUCAUCCAAGACUGCGUGAACUGCAACAUCUUCGUCUUGGACCACUCGGCGACCAUCAGCAUCGACGACUGUGUCAACUGCCGCAUCGUCUUCGGGCCCGUGAAGGGCAGCGUGUUCUUCAGGGACUGCAAAGACAUCAAGUGCGUGGUGGCCUGCCAACAGUUUCGCGCGAGGGACUGUAAAAAGAUGGACGUCUUCCUGUGCUGCGCCACCCAGCCCAUCAUCGAGUCCUCCACGGGAAUGAAGUUCGGCUGCUUCCAGUACUACUACCCGGAGCUGGCCUUCCACUUCAAGGAUGCUGGGCUGAGCAUAUUCAACAACAACUGGAGCAACAUCCACGACUUCACGCCCGUGUCUGGGGAGAACAACUGGAGCCUGCUGCCGGAAGACGCAAAGGUGGCGGACUUUGUGCCAGCGCCCGACCCGGAGUCCGAUUUCAAGUCCGUCCGGAUCUCUACUGAGACCGACCGGAGCAUCGUGCCUUUAACGAAGGGAGGCAGGCGGAAAGACAGCGAGGAGUCCUGCCUCUUCGUUUUCUUUGCCGGGGACUACACCACUGCAAAUGCCCGGAAACUGAUCGAUGAGGCCACUUCUAAAGGAUUUGUGCUUGUCCAGACUAAGGAGGUCUCUAUGAAGCCUGAGGAUGCAAGGCGUGUGUUUCAGAACAGCGCAGAUGACCUUGUGGAGUGGAUCAACAAGGGCCCGGUCACUGCCCUGGAGCUGAACGGUGAUGGAGCAGUGGAAGCAUGCAAGACCAUCGCCAGCGAGGUUUUUAGUGGCACUAAGAUUUUUGUUUCAGACAAUAAAAAUACGUCAACCCGAGAUGUCGACAGCUUCUUCAACUUUGCCGACAUGCAGAUGGGUUUGUAAAUAAGUCGGCCGUUAAACAAGCUGCCUGAGCUGAUUGAGAUUCCUUUUUACGGGGUGAAAGACGGGAGUGGAAAAUUCUGCGCACCGUUUGAUGUUGCCUUGGAUCGAAUGAGUCAGUUUUCACAAUCACAUGAAAAAGUUAUUCAAUUUUUUUGUUUUGUUUUUUUAAUGCCGAGGGAAGAAAAGGCUGCAAACCACUCGAAUGUUAGUUCCUAAGAGUGCUGUGAUUAUUUAUGUUUCUGUGAAUGUAUUUUGCAACUCUGCUUUUAUCUUUUGUGAAUGUAGCUGUUUCUAUAGAUGUGCUUUUUUUAUUUAAAAUGUUACUUUUUCUGAUUUGUAGGAUAAAGGAGAGCAAAUGAGGGUGGGAGGUAACACGAGUUCAACCAUAUUGUUUCUCUUAGAAUUAUGUGUGUUUUGUGGUUUAAAUACUGGAUUUUUCUCUGUUCAAAAUGUGUAUAUAAAAAUGUGCUGUAUAGGUGAUGACCAUGUUUAGGUUAGGUUUAGGUUAGGCCCAAACCAGGUUGUGAAAAGUUGAUUUUAAGUUACCAUAUCUGUUUUCGCCAACACAUAAACACAGAAGAGAGGCUGGAUUUUUAAAGUAGGCAACUUGUUGUUUUUUUUUUUACAUAUCUAUUUUUUAUAUGCAUUACUGGACUUUUUUGUAUAGAAAAAAAAUUAUCAACUAUAUAUGAAUAUGUAUUUUGUAAAAUGUUAUUUUGUAAGAUGACUGAAAGAAAAUUUCUGUUUCUUCUUCACAACUUUAAAGGUUGAAAAAAGGAAUGUCUAAAGAAAUAUUUGCAUAGUUACUCAGCCUGAUAACAAAUGUGGUAAAAAAAAAAAUAGACGCUCGUUAAAAGGGAAAUGCUCUUCUUCCUCUUUGUGAAUUUGUCUUCUUUUUUUGUUCAGAGCCUCUAAAGGUCAAUUUAAAGAGACUGAAACUGCAAGCACACUAGUUGAUUCACUAUUGUUGAUUAAUUAUUUACUAUUAGUCCAACUAAAUUGGUUUACUCUCUCUCUUCUGGAUGAUGAGUUUAUGAGUUGGAGUUUUUGCUCGUGGACAAAAACAAAUCCUCCGUAAUUCACAUGUAUUCCACUGACAUGAAUCAUACGUCUCAUUAUAAACUGAUGACCUUGUUUACAGACUUCACUUCACCCAGUGCGAUAUAAAAAAACAACAAAAAAAGAACAGCAUAUAAAUCAUUAUAUGUCACCUGUUUUUUUUUAAUCAUCAUUUCUGAUUUAUCUGUUUUUAUAGUCACUUCUAUGAACACCCAUAAAAACAUGCCAUGUGAAAUUUGUCAAUUUAUUUGUAUCUGUAUAUGGAUUUUUAUUUCUAGAAAGUAUGUAACUAUGACCUUUAUGAAAUGCCAGAUUCAUAUUAAAAUCCAUAGAUUAAAUUA